Messenger RNA from Thecamonas trahens ATCC 50062, 1441 nucleotides. RefSeq names its product peptidase M28. Gene Ontology annotation, molecular function: metalloexopeptidase activity. The transcript has a single exon. Gene Ontology annotation, biological process: proteolysis. The record is from RefSeq and is a predicted model, not a curated record. NCBI's taxonomy places the organism in Eukaryota, Apusomonadida, Apusomonadidae. Bases 15 to 1409 code for a protein of 464 amino acids.
CGUGACUUGAAGCCAUGAUGACUGUGGCGUCAGUGGGAGCGGUAGGCAUCACCAUUUUGGCGCUUAUGGCCAUUGCCUGUGCCGAGGGACACAUGUUCCACACACUCUCGUCCUCUACCGUCGUCAAUGAGGAUCUUCUUGGCGUGUAUGGCCCUCAUGGCCACCACACUGCUCUCCUCAGCCCUCUCCCGGUCUCGGCCGACGACCUCAUCAUCCUCGACUCGCUCUCCUCCAUUCCCAUCGAUAACUCGUCCAUCAUUCUCGACUCGCUCCAUUCGCUCUGCUCGACUCGUCGCCAUUCUUCUCCGUCUGAUCAUCAUCGCCAUGAUCGUCAUCGUUCAUCGCUCGAUGUCACCGUUCUCUCGCCCCACGUGGUUGCUGUGAUCGGACCUCGCCUCGCGGACUGUGUCGAGCUGGUCAAAGAGAACAAUGCCGAGCUUGUGUUGGAGUUGAACUCGGGUGCUGUUGAGGUCGGCAUGCGCAAGGUGAGGGAUGUGCCGGUUCCGGUCUCUGCGCAGGGCUCGGUCGUGCCGGACUCGGCGCCCGAGUGGAUCAAGAGCUUUGCAGCUGGCGCGUCCGAGAUCAACCCGAAGGUGGCAGAGGUUGUGGCCGCCAUGACCGCAGACGAGCUGAUGGCCAACGUUGAAGCGCUCUCGGCCAUCUACUCGCGAGUCUCGACUAGCCCGGGCGCGUUGGACGCUGCCGACUUGCUCGAGCUGUGGUACACCCAGGCCGGCUGGACCGUCACCCGCCAGCCGUACAAGGAGGGCUACUCGGACAACGUCAUUGCCGAGCUUCCGGGCAAGACCGAUCCGGAAGCCAUCGUCGUCGCCGUCGCGCAUUACGACUCGCGGGCCGACGACUCGACCCGCGCGCCCGGCGCCGACGACAACGGCUCCGGCACCGCUGCCCUGCUCAACAUGGCACGCGCGCUCACCAGCCACGCUGCGGGCUAUGCUUGCACCAUCCGCCUUGUCUCGGUGUCUGGCGAGGAGCAGGGCCUCCUCGGCUCCGAGGCCUACGCCAAGGCCAUCAAGGCCCGCGGCGACAAUGUUGUCAUGGCCGUCAACGCAGACAUGCUCGGCUGGGCACCCGAGGGCGACACCCAUGUUGUCGGCUUCAAGGACAAGUCGGUCACGCCGUGGGCCGUCUCGCUCGCUCAGACCAUCACCACCCUCUACGUCCCUGGCACCACCACCGCCUUCUCCAACUCGUGCUGCUCCGACUACAUCUCCUUCUACAACGAGGGCUACCCCGCUGUCGGCUUCUUUGAGUCGGCCGUCACUGCCUCGGCCUACCCCUACUACCACACCUCUAAGGACCUACCGUCCGCUCUUGAGCCCGAGCACUUUGAGGUCACCGCCCGUGGCUUUGCCGCCACCAUCGCCCUCUGGGCCGACCCGAUCUGAGGUUUUGUCCCACGAUAAACCACCGGUACCCU